AAAGCCGAUCCUUUAUUCGGAUGCGCCCGAGAUAAAGAAAGUUGCCGAAGCAGUUAGACAGAAGGUUCGGAACCGCCUUUUCCAGGAGCUGAUCAAAGCGGCUAUCGGAGGCGAUCGGGGGUGGGGUUUUCGGGAGGGGUUUCUCGGAGCUCAUUCAAUGGAGUCGUUUGGUUUCCACGACGGAAACAUCUACGAUAGGCUCGAGACCCGUCGCUUCGACGUUGGCCGAGAUGUUAAUCACAGUUUACAGAUGCACUCAUCAAUGAUACGGAGGCUCUCCCUUGAAAAAGUAAUGGAGGGGCAUCAAGGUUGUGUUAAUGCUGUGGCUUGGAAUUCCAAAGGUUCUCUUUUGAUAUCUGGAUCAGAUGACACAAGGCUUAAUAUUUGGAGCUACUCUAGCCGGAAGCUUUUGCAUUCUAUAGAGACGGGGCAUUCUGCAAACAUAUUCUGUACAAAGUUUGUGCCUGAAACCUCUGAUGAGCUUGUAGUCUCUGGAGCUGGAGAUGCAGAAGUGCGGUUAUUUAAUUUGUCUCGCUUAAGUGGGAGAGGAUCAGAUGAUAAUGUUAUUCCUCCAUCUGCCCUGUAUCAGUGUCACACUAGAAGAGUAAAAAAAUUAGCUGUUGAAGUUGGAAACCCCAAUGUGGUGUGGAGUGCUAGUGAAGAUGGAACUUUGAGACAGCAUGAUUUUCGAGAGGGAACAUCUUGUCCUCCAGCUGGAUCUUCUCGUCAAGAAUGUCGCAAUGUUCUACUUGACUUGCGGUGUGGAGCAAAGAGGUCACUUUCGGAUCCUCCUAAACAAAUUCUUGCUCUAAAAUCUUGCGAUAUCAGUUCCACUAGACCUCAUUUGCUCCUUGUUGGUGGGAGCGAUUCAUUUGCACGUUUAUAUGAUAGAAGGAUGCUGCCACCACUGUCCUCUUGUCAGAAUAGGAUGUCACCACCUCCUUGUGUUAACUAUUUCUGCCCGAUGCAUCUCUCUGAGCGAGGGCGUACAAGCGUGCACCUCACUCAUGUUACAUUUAGUCCAAUGGGAGAAGAGGUUCUCCUUAGUUAUAGUGGAGAGCAUGUGUACCUGAUGGAUGUAAAUAAUGCUAGCAGGAGCGCUAUGCAAUAUACUUCAGGAGAUGUUUCAAAGCUGAUGAGCUUCACGCCUAUACUCAAUGGGGCAGAAUUGCAGUCACCAGUGUCCAAUAUCCUCCCAAGCUGUCAUACUAGAAAAGGCAAUGUUGGCACAACGCUUGAAAAGUGCAGGAAACUAAUUAAAAUUGCGGAAAAAUCCUUAGAGGAGGCAACAAAUUGCUUCUAUGGAAUUGAGGCUUGCAAUGAGAUUUUGGAUGGAUGUUGUCGUGACAUUGAGCCCAAGCUAAAGCAUGGAUGUCUAUGUCUACGUGCUGCUUUAUUGCUCAAGCGGAAGUGGAAAAAUGAUGCUCAUAUGGCUAUAAGAGAUUGCUACAAUGCCCAGAGAAUUGAUAAUUCCUCGUUUCGAGCACUUUGCCAUAUGUCUGAAGCUCUAUCGCAGUUAGGCAAACAUAAAGACGCACUAGACUUCGCCAUUGCAGCCCAAUAUUUGGCCCCGUCAAAUUCUAAAGUGGCAGAAAGAGUGGAGAAUGUCAAAAAAGAUCUUGCUGCAGUUGAAGCUGAAAAAAAUAAUAAAGCAAAUGAUGGAGUGCCAAGGUCUGAAUUGAGAGGUGGAAAAAUACUCUCAUUAAGUGAUAUACUCUACCGAUCAGAGGCUAAUAGUGAUGCUUCGCAAGACGGACCAAGAUCUGAAAGAGAAGAUUCUGAUUACGAUGAGGAAGUGGAGUUGGACUUUGAAACUUCAAUAUCUGGCGAUGAAGGCCAUGAUGUUGAAUCAAACAUUCUUCAUGGGAGUUUAAAUGUGAGAUUUCAUCGAAGGGGUGAUUCACCAAGAGAAAGUGCUGGCGCAAAUGGAACAUGUGGAUCACCUUCUUCAUCAUCACAAAAUGACAGGAUAUCUUAUCAGCCUGAGCCAGUAAUUGAUAUGAAGCAGAGAUACGUUGGUCACUGUAAUGUUGGAACUGACAUAAAACAGGCCAGUUUUCUUGGCCAGAAAGGUGAGUAUGUUGCAAGUGGAAGUGAUGAUGGGAGAUGGUUUAUCUGGGAAAAGAAAACCGGUAGACUGAUAAAAAUGCUUCUUGGAGAUGAUGCUGUUGUGAACUGCGUCCAGUGCCAUCCAUUUGAUUCUGUUGUGGCAACUAGUGGGAUUGACAACACGAUAAAGAUAUGGACUCCAAGUGCUCCUGUUCCAUCAAUUGUAGCAGGUGGAGCAGAACGACCAGAAACUGCUGAUGUGCUGGUCACCAUGGAAAACAAUCAACGCAAAUUAUGCCGUAAUCGUGAAGCUUUCCUGCCUUUCGAAAUUCUUGAGCGAUUUCGAAUGCAUGAGUUUAAUGAAGGUACAUUUCAUCCGUUUGAGUGUACUCAGAGCUAAUCAGGUUCCUUACUGCAGCAUGCGUAUACUGCCUGUCUAAGUGUAAAUUGAGUGGUGGAGUUCCUUCAUUAUGCAAAAGGCGCGAAAGGGGAGAAACAAGCAACCAUGUCGUUGUUAAUAGGAAAUUAGUUGACACUGUGAAGUCCUUUGGCGUCCUGCAAUAAUAAAUUUAUGAUUAAAUGAGGACAGCUGUGAUGAUGUGGUUAGCCCUAGAGCGCUUUUUGUUAGUAUCACAUAAAUAUAUAUAUUUUCAAUUUUUUGUUCAUUCUAUUUGGUAAAAUAUAUCUGAAAUUUUCUUGUAUAGUUGAACCUUUUGUUUUAGUUUUU
Messenger RNA from Corylus avellana, 2776 nucleotides. It is a transcript of the gene ASG2, whose product is annotated as transducin family protein / WD-40 repeat family protein. The record is from RefSeq and is a predicted model, not a curated record. Gene Ontology annotation, cellular component: Cul4-RING E3 ubiquitin ligase complex; cytoplasm. Gene Ontology annotation, molecular function: protein binding. NCBI's taxonomy places the organism in Eukaryota, Viridiplantae, Streptophyta, Magnoliopsida, Fagales, Betulaceae. Gene Ontology annotation, biological process: negative regulation of fatty acid biosynthetic process.